UCUACUUCCUGCGCUCAUCUCAUUGCUCCUUGAAUUUUGUCGUCCGUUUCCAAACGCCACCUGUCCGGCGAGUGAUGCAUGAUGGCCAAAGGUGAUAUCCUUCAGCGAAUGGUUUGGUUCUCUAACUAUAACAACACUUUUAUCACUAGAACAACUCCCAAUCACUGGUACAGUGCCAUGCUACGAGCGCGCGUCAACUUCUAGCAGUCAUAUCCCCUAGGUAAACCCUUUUAUCAGCAUCUAUUUCCCGAGUCAGUCGCUAAUUCCUACCUCCUGUCGUGGAAACGCGACCAAGUCGGGAUAUCCUUUCCACUAUUUAACCCCUUGGAAACAACUUGGUUAAAGCAACAACUUCCCGUUAGCUUUAGCCUUCCCGCGACCUUGAAACCAUGAUCACUUUGUACGAUAUGGGUCCUUCAUCUUUCCCCGAAUCUAUGGGUGGAUCUCCUCACGUUCGAAAGGUCAUUUUCACCCUCAACUACAAAUCCCUACCCUUCAAAAUCACAACCCUCCACUUUGACUCCAUAGAACCCACCGCCAAAUCUCUCAACGCUCCCCCAACGACCACUAAACCCGACGGUUCACCCAAAUACACAGUCCCGUUCAUUCACGACACCAGAACCGGAAAAUCUAUAUCUGAUUCGUUCUUAAUCGCGGAGUACCUCGACAAAACGUACCCUGACACGCCGGCGGUUGUACCAAAGGGGACGGGAACGCUUCAGUUGGUGUUUACGGACGUUGUACAGAGGAAGAUGAUGUGUUUGAUGCCUGUUUUGAUGCCAAAGUAUGAGGAGUGGUGUUCAGAGGAGCUGAUUGAGUCGAGGAGGAAGGUUUACGGGGAGGUGCUUAAGCCUCCGAAGAUUAGUGAGGAGGAAGAGAGGGCGGUUUGGGAGAGUGGGAGGAAGACGUUUGGUGAGUUGGCUGCUGCGUAUGUACACAGUGGGAAUUCUGUGUUUGUUAUGGGUGGGGAUCGCCCGGUUUUUGCCGAUUUUGUGGUGGCGUCGAUGGUGGUCGCGAUUAAGGUCAUGUUCGGAGAGGAGAGUGAGGAGUGGAGAGAUGUUGUGGGGUGGAAUGAGGGAAGGAUUGGGAGGUUGGUUGAGAAGGUUUUGGGGUAUCCGAAGGUGGAAGUUUGACAGAUAAUCGGAUACGCAAUAUUUCGAAGAUCCAUCAAUUUUAAGUUUGUUGGUUCCUACCUGGGG
Molecule: messenger RNA, 1199 nt
Organism: Marasmius oreades (fairy-ring Marasmius)
Lineage: Eukaryota; Fungi; Basidiomycota; Agaricomycetes; Agaricales; Marasmiaceae
Exons: 3
Coding region: 390-1133 (247 amino acids)
Source: RefSeq, a predicted model, not a curated record